AUGUCUACAUCGCCCCCAUCGCCAAGCGACUAUGAGAGCAAGACCUCCGAUCCAGAGUAUGUGACGACCGUUGGGCCCUUUCAGUCCGACGAUCGGCCAGACCGAGUCGACGCGCCUUCGUCUGCUAGUCAGACACGCCAAUUGCCUUCCUUGCGCAUUCCACAAGCGAAAGAAGUACCCGUAGAAUCUGAGAAUGAAUUUCCCCGUUCAACCUCAGCCACAUCUUCUCUUGAUCCCUAUUAUUUCUCGAUCCCUUCACGCAACGGAUCACCGGUUCCUCCGCUUCCUGUGAGCAGGAAUACUGGAGAAGAACCGCAAAUACCACGAGAGCCUGCUACUCCUGCGAGAGAUCCUGCCUCAAUCGACAGAAAUGGUUUGGUGGGAGUCGGAGAGCUUCUUACUCCACGUUGGCCGACGCUUCCUUCUUCAGAUGAAAGUCUCCCGCUCUUUCAUCGGAUUGGUAGUGAAGAUGCAAAGGGACAAGACGAAAACCAGCCUAGAGAUGCGUCGGAUGACGAAAAUGAUCGAGGCAGUCCGUGGACUAUUGAAGCUGUGGAUGGGGAACAGGAUGAAUGCGAGAUAAAGGAUGCGAAUGCCGAUCGUUUGCAAAACUCACAAAUGCAUUUUAUUCCGGACGAAAGUGGAGGGGAGGAAAUACUUUAUCCUCGCAAACCACUGCAUGUCGAGAUCACCAGGAGUCCGGUAUUGAAUAAAAGCACUUCCCAAGCAAGCCGUCAAGGAGACUCUUCUCCUUCUGUGCCGACGUCUCCUCCGUCGUCGUUCCUUUCACCAACUCGGAAAGCGAAGAAACGUAGUUCUGAUGAGUUUGCUCUUGAUCAAUCGGGAUUUCUUGUCAAACCAUCGUCCAGUAAUGGAACUAGCUCGCAUCGUGAGGGUGGCGAUAAGCCAGCUUCGCAACUUACACGGAAGCAUCAGUCUCUUGUUGGUCCGUCAAGCUCCGGAGUUCCUGCUCGUGAAAAGAGAAGGGGUGGAAGCGUACGGGUGUCGAUGGUGUCUACAACGAAGUCUAACUUGAUACAGUCCAAGAAUGGGAAGCACUCACGUCAGCAGAGCGUUGGCUCUAUCUCGUCAAACCAUGGUGAUCCUCUACGGCGUAGGUUGUCGACCAGCGAUUCAAACAGUAUUCCGCCUUCUCCAAGCUCGAGCAGUCAAACGAAGCGCGUAUCAGGACCUUCGAAUCGGAUAAGCUCCGAAAAACUGUCGGUCCUUAAGGACAGGGACUCUCAUGUGCCUUCAAAUGUUGCACAUUCUCUACUGCGAGGUACACAAGAAGGUUGGUCUGGUUUGGAUGACGACGCGACGGCUGAGGCAUUGCGUAAACUAGACGGCAUUUCUGGGAAAGGACCGCGCUCCAGAGGAAGUGUUGGAGUCACUAGUCGCAUGAGUAACAAUUCACGCCCUGGGACACCUGGUACAUCACGAGGUCAUCGUUCAGAGGGUACUGAGGGCUCUGACAAGUUACAUCGGAUGAACAGCACUGGAACGAAUUCUGGGCGCGCUAAGGAAAGACUUCGACCAGAGUCCAAUGUCAUUCUUGAGAAAGAAGGUAGCAUCCGUGGGUCGGAUGGAGAACACCAUAAACCAUCUACCGGAGGGUCACCAGGUGUGAAAUCUGCUGACGAUCUCGGUGGAUCAGGUCCAGCGCAGGAAAGUGAUUCAAAGAAGCCCGUCGCAAGCGCCCGCUUGAGUUUCACUCCGAAGCGUAGUUCGGCUUCAUCGACGACUUACACUGCAACGCCAACUUCUUCAAGGGAAUCUGCAAAUUAUUCAACUGCCACAAGUGCUACAUCGGCGAGUGUGAACUCGCAAAGGUUUUCCCUCAUCAAGGCAAGGCGAAAUAGUGCAGGAAGUGAUGUGUCUAGCGUGUAUUCUGCCGACGCGUCUUCUCACAAGGAUCGAGCUGCGUCUCUGGCUACUGGCGAUUUGAUCGAUGGUGUCAACGUACCACCCGUUCCACCACUUCCGAAGGAUCUUUCCUCAUACAAAACACCUCCACAAUCUUCCACAAGCCUUGUAUUCUCAGUUUCCGACCCUGUACCAGAGAGUGUUAGGGAAGUUGGAAAGGAUACCCAUGUACAUGACAAGAUUCUCGAGGAACCGCGCUUCAACCAAGUUGCGCAGCCUUCACCUCGACAGGCCAUAUUUAAUGUACAUCCCGUGCCUGAAACUACUACAGUCUCGCAACCCGUUCCCAGGACUCCAUCCAAGAAGUGGAGCUUCACCAAUCCAUUGAGUAUUCGGCGUUCGACAUCGCCAAAUCGCCAUGAGGCAAACGUUUUGAAAUCACCCAAGCGACCAACGCGUUCCGGAUUAUCUGAUAAGCAAUCCCGUCCAACCUCCUCGUCGAAAGACUCGCCUAUGAUGCCUGUAAUUUCUCCGAAAUCUUCGGUGGAGGCAUGGCGCAGUAUACAGAAAGGUGCAAUGGCAUCUGAGACUUCUUUGACAUCGUUGUCUUCUCUGAGUUCAUUGCCUGAACCGUCACCACCGAUGUCACCGUCUCAGCAUGUUGGUAUGGCACCUGUCCGGAAAGACGAACACCGGGUUCCGAGCAGGUCUGGGACGGCUUCCAGCAACAGUGCUACACAUAUCUCCUCGUUUGACCCCCAGGUCAGUCAAGGGAGCCCAACAUCCAGAGUUUCGUCCCGGGAUGCAAGCAAUAAACGUCUAACGCCGUCCUCAAUACCAUUCUUCCGUCGUUCUUCUGCACAGUCUGUUCAGAUCCCUUCUGGUUCGGCGACGACUGGCAUGUCCACUUCUCCGACUUUCUCUUCUGCGCCACCGACGCAUCAUGUAAGAAAAGCUGACGUGUCAGACGGAAAGGACCAUCUUGUUUCUCCUACAACGCCCGGAUUCUCUCAUAGGAAGUCGUCCAUGUUGUCUUUAGGCUUACCUUCCAUCCUGAAGGGUUCGAGUUCGAGGAAGAGUUUGCAGGUCGAGAAGGGCUCGCUGAGUUCUCACGAACCCGAGAAAUUGAGAAAGUACAAGGAUUCAGAUGGAGAACACGCGAAAGGAAAGAAGGAAGAGAAGGAUCGAAGCGAAAGCCGUAUCUCCGUUCUUAUGGGUAGGAAACGUGGAAAGACACUCUCCUCCACAGACCAGAAAAAGGUUAAGCCGAUUACUUUGCCUCCCAUGCAGGUCUCCGCACUACCUCAGGCGACUGCCGACCGCAUCGCUCAUGUCAAGUUGCAUGAUUCCGCAUCGUCUUCCCCUCCCAGCUCUCGUCCAUUGGUGUCGUCCCGUCUUACCUCCCAGACGAUAAGUUCAAUGCAGAAACAAUCAGACUCUUCUCUUAGGAGCACACGACAACAGUUACCAACGAUUGCAGGUUCACCUUCUAUCGGGACUCACAGUCAUGCCAGCUCAAGGGAGCCAUCGUUUUCCAUGCAAACCUCUACUGGUUCUGGGCUUCCGAAAGAAACCCCAACUCGGAUUCCACGGAUAGCUAGCCGAUCAUCAACUGUAACAUCUCCAGCCCUCAAAGCUUCGUCUUCGAUAACUUCUAGGAGGACAAGUUUGAAUGUUGGCGCGAUGAGCUUGCAAUCUGAUGCUGGUGAUACUGGCACAGAGUCUCAUAAUGAAUUCGGCUUGCUCGAUAACUUAGAAGGGUCUUCGAAGUCACAGUCGUCUUCUCUGACAUAUCGGCAGUCAACAAGAUCGUCUCCUCCGGCUGGAGCCAAGAGCACGCGUCUAACGGCGGGGCUGUCGGCGGCUCCUUCGUCCGCCAGUAUUGCCCGGAAAUCGGCUCAUGAAUCAAACCCGAUUAAGGGCCUCCGAAAGUCGUCGACGGGCUCUGUUACUUCGAUCGCGGCUGCUGCAGCGGAACAACAGCAAAGUGCACUGGCUGCGCUUUCGCCUUCAAAGGGUUUGAAUAAACUCCUAAGCCCGAAAAUGUCGUUACCGGGCUCGCGUUUGUCAGGAUCAUCAACAACGCCAAAUCUUUUCCAGCAACGUUCAAAUGGUUCCCCAACAUCCAGGCGUCAAUCCUUCUCGACUCCGUCCCCGGUUCCGAGUUCUGUUGACGAGGAUGAGAUUCUUGGAGAUGAAGAAAUGAUGCAGUACAUCAAACGAACGCAAGCACGCAAGCUUGCGCAUGGUGCAAAGAAGGAUGAUCUUGACGAGCUUCUUAAAUUCCCUGAACCCAUUCCUCCUGCCCGACCCAGUUCUCCGGCAGCUGUAUUGAAUGGUGAUCGAUCCUACCAUUUGUCUGACUACGAACGCAAAGAGAUUCUAGACUAUUCGUCCGUCUAUUUCGUUAGCAGUAGAAACGAGAAGAAACUGGCAACUCGUGACGUGUCCGCAAAUAACUAUGGCUAUGACGACGACCGAGGAGACUAUCUCGUGACCAAUCACGACCACUUGGCAUAUCGAUAUGAAAUUAUAGACACACUGGGCAAGGGUUCAUUUGGCCAGGUACUGCACUGCAGGGACCAUUGCACCGGUGAAUCAGUUGCUAUCAAGAUUAUCCGAAACAAGAAGCGGUUCCAUCAUCAGGCUUUGGUUGAAAUUAAGAUUCUCGAGAAUUUGCGCAAAUGGGAUCCUGAAGAGAAACACCAUGUCAUCAAGAUGACGGAGCACUUUUAUUUCCGGAACCAUCUCUGUAUCGCCAUGGAGCUCUUGAGUAUUAACCUUUACGAGCUUAUCAAGGCCAAUGGUUUCGCGGGUUUCUCGACAACGCUUAUUCGUCGGUUUACAAGUCAAAUGCUCCUGUCCUUGUCUUUGAUGAGGCACCACCGUAUCGUGCAUUGUGAUCUUAAGCCAGAGAACGUCCUACUUCGUCAUCCGGCUAAGAGUGGAAUCAAAGUCAUCGACUUCGGAAGCAGUUGUCUCGAACACGAGAAAGUUUACACAUAUAUCCAAAGUCGGUUCUAUCGUUCUCCGGAGGUCAUUCUUGGGAUGAAUUAUAGCAUGGCUAUCGAUAUGUGGAGUUUGGGCUGCAUAUUGGCCGAGCUGUACACUGGUUAUCCUAUAUUCCCUGGAGAAAAUGAACAGGAGCAAUUGUCUUGCAUUAUGGAAGUUCUCGGAGUGCCGGACAAGGAAUUGAUCAAUCGUAGCAGCAGAAAGAGACUUUUCUUUGACUCCACGGGCCUCCCGAGGCCAGUGGUCAACUCGAAAGGUCGACGACGACGGCCAGGCACAAAGACACUGGCGCAAGUUCUCCGGUGUGACGAUGAGCUCUUCGUCGACUUUGUGUCCAAGUGCUUAAGUUGGGAUCCGGAGAAGCGCAUCAAGCCUCAAGCUGCUCUACGCCAUCCAUUCGUCACAGCUGGCCGAAGGGCAAAAAUUAUAAACAACCCCCCACCCAGUUCACCCCGUGGACAUCUAACUUCUUCGACUAGCUUGCUUACUGUUGCCGGGCGAAACAAGCAGCUAGAGACACCGAAGAAAUCACAAAUCAGUGCUCCGACACCUUUGACUGCUCGGAGUGCUCGGACAACAGGAACACAGAUACCCUCGACUCCUCUGAGCUCACUGUCACAUGCUUCUCAGAGCACGUCAAAAAGCUUCCGAUCUUAUCAUGCGCCGUAUCACUCAGGCCGCUCGGCCAAUGGAUUAGCUGUGCGCAAUGGUUCUCCUGGAUCUCAAUAA
Messenger RNA from Fomitiporia mediterranea MF3/22, 5607 nucleotides. RefSeq lists its product as uncharacterized. The transcript has 9 exons. The record is from RefSeq and is a predicted model, not a curated record. Gene Ontology annotation, biological process: peptidyl-serine phosphorylation; peptidyl-threonine phosphorylation. The coding region runs from base 1 to 5607 and encodes 1868 amino acids. Gene Ontology annotation, molecular function: protein serine/threonine kinase activity; ATP binding. NCBI's taxonomy places the organism in Eukaryota, Fungi, Basidiomycota, Agaricomycetes, Hymenochaetales, Hymenochaetaceae.